This is a messenger RNA of Echinococcus granulosus, 570 nucleotides long. RefSeq names its product Epididymal secretory protein E1. The transcript has 4 exons. Gene Ontology annotation, biological process: sterol transport. Lineage: Eukaryota; Metazoa; Platyhelminthes; Cestoda; Cyclophyllidea; Taeniidae. Gene Ontology annotation, molecular function: sterol binding. Bases 1 to 570 code for a protein of 189 amino acids. The record is from RefSeq and is a predicted model, not a curated record.
AUGCACGCGCUGACUGGCGUGAUCUGUGUCGCUCUUUUUGUGGCCACCUCUUGUCAUGCUGCAAUUCCCGGGCUGGAGGACUGUUCUACUCCUUCCAGUCGGGGGGAAUUCAUCGACGGUGAAAUUACUCCGUGUACUACGGAUCCGUGUGUCUUGGUGAAGGGACGGAAUACUUCAAUAACCCUCAAAUUUAUCUCCACCGACGUUGUGACGGCAGGCAGGAUUGUGGUCCACGGGAUAAUAGCCGGCAUUCCAGUACCCUUCUCCCUGCCCGACGACAAUCUCUGCCACUUCAUUCAGUCCGGUUGUACCAUCCAACCGAAUUCAACCGAACAAAUGGACUACAGUCUCUAUGUGAAGGAAUCCUAUCCCUCCAUUCAGUUGACAAUAAAAUGGCAGUUGGUGAACGAGUUGGGUGUCGACCUGGUUUGUGUCAAGUUUCCGGCUAAGCUGUCUCCAACGCCACCGUCCGAGUCAUGGACACCACCACAUGCAUCACCACCCGAGACAUUAAUUGGACAUCUACGCCGUAUUCUAGGCAAAUUGCUACUUUUUGGGAGUCGUGACUAA